AUGGCCGUUCGAUCCCUCGUCGCGACCCUCCUGCUGGCCUCGUCCGCCCUGGCCAAGACCGACCUCGCCGGCUGCACCUACACCGACGUCGUCGUGAUGCCCAGCGGCCGUCCCGCCUACGAGGCGUACGGCAGCCGCAUCUGGUACGUGCCCGGCUCCGGCGAGCUGUGCGACUUCCUCGACUGCGGCGGCGGCCGGGCUCCCCCCAAGACGGACGUGCCCGGCUGCCCGCUGUACUCGGGCACCGCGACGUACUCGCCCAGCUACCUGGACCUGCACACCAACGCCGCCGCCGCCGCCGCGGGCCAGGCCACGGCCACGGGCUCGUCCGGCAGCGUGUCCACCACCGCCGCCGAGGCCCAGGUGACGACGCAGCCCACCGCUGCCCCGGCCACGACCUUUGAGACGUCCGUGUCCGAGACGGCGUCCGAGGCUGGCAGCUCUUCUUCCACCACGGCCGUCCCCCCCGUGCAGUCGAGCGCCGCCGGCUCGUCCUCGUCUUCCUCGUCCACGGCCACGGCCACUGCUUCUCAGGGCCUGACCACCGGCACCCCUGGCCGCAACGGCACCGUCACCGGCGCCCGCCCUACCAGCACCUUUACCACCAACGGCGCCGCUCCCACCGGAGUUGCCAUUCUCGGAUCUUGCCUGGUUGCCGGUGUUGCGGCCAUUGGUCUUUUGUAA
Molecule: messenger RNA, 684 nt
Organism: Trichoderma citrinoviride
Lineage: Eukaryota; Fungi; Ascomycota; Sordariomycetes; Hypocreales; Hypocreaceae
Exons: 1
Coding region: 1-684 (227 amino acids)
Source: RefSeq, a predicted model, not a curated record